Oryzias latipes (Japanese medaka) is the source of this 7213-nucleotide messenger RNA. RefSeq names its product cell migration inducing hyaluronidase 2 (gene cemip2). The record is from RefSeq and is a predicted model, not a curated record. Lineage: Eukaryota; Metazoa; Chordata; Actinopteri; Beloniformes; Adrianichthyidae.
UAAGCCGCGCCUGUUUUCUCUCGGUGGGGCUGGAGGUUCCCCGACGGACCCGCGUCCACCUAUCAGCAGAAAAAAACAAAACAAAACAUGUGAAAGAAGGGAGUCUUAUUAAAGCGGGGGGACUUGAAAAGCUUUAAAUUGUCAAGGGGGGGAAACUUUUUCAUUCGUGCGAAGUGCUCGUCAGGGAGCAAAUGGACAGCGGUGGAGGAGCGUGGAAGUGGAAGCCUCUCCAACGGUAGACUGCACCGUCCGUCCGUCUGUCCGGGGGGCUGCUCGCACUUAUUGUGUCCGUCAGCCAUAGGAGGUUGAAGGGGAUUCACCGGGUAAGCAGAUCCGUAUACCAUGCCUACAGGGGAUGGCACCAGCCGCUUCCCUGUCUUCUUGGGCUCCUCUAACCACCCAAGAUGUCCGGGUUAUGUUCCCGGCCGAGUGGCUCCCGUCCGCUCGCCUCCGCCUGCCAAAGCCCCACCACCUCCACCGUCAAAACCUCGCGGCCUGCUGCUGGAACAACAGCCUACAUCUAGUUUCUCAGAGGUGAACCAACGCAGGGAGCGCGUUCAAAACCUCCAGCGAAGAAAGAACACGCUGAUCUGCUGCGGAAUGUCACUGGGCGCCUUCUUCCUCACGCUCAUUCUCGUCUUCUGUCUCAAGAGUAGAGAUGUGUUGGAUGAAAACUGUCCGGACCACAACCUGUCCCUUAGUAGCUGGAAUCCAGGCCAUCAACCAGAUAUGGACGUCUUUGUCCGAAGGGGAUAUUUGCUAAGGCUGGAAUCUUCUGCGACCAUGCGUUCACUUACUAUUCAGUCAGGAGGUAGGGUAGUUUUUGCAGACAGCUCUGAUGGCUCCAAAACCAUCACCUUGAGAACACACUACAUCCUCAUUGAAGGAGGUGGAUCUUUUCAUAUUGGCUCUCCCAAAUGUCGCUACCGAUCUCAAGCCACCAUCGCCCUCAUGGGCCGCUCAGAUGAUACGAUCAUCCCUGAGGUCCCCGGAUUCGGUCGUAAAUUUAUGGGUGUAAUGGGUGGUGGCACCCUAGAGCUACAUGGCGCAGAGAGAAUUUCUUGGUCUCUGCUGACUCGGACCAUUCCGGCGUCCGGGUUGGCUGCAGGGGAUUAUUCUUUCCAGAGGAACUUCCACAGAGGCAUCAAUCUGCGUGUGGUGGACCAGGAUACAGCUGCUAUUGUGUUUUCGGAACGCUACGACACCUAUGAGCUGCGUAAUGACAGUCGACGGCUCACCCAGCUCCUCCGUUCUUUGCCUGCUGGUCGCAUUGUUGCUGUAGCUGUUGGAGACUCUGCUGACAAAAAUUUCUUAGAUGAAACCAAGAAAGCCUUUGCAGAGAUACUCGGCAGCAGAUUUGCCCAUAAUCUCAAGUACAGGGAAGCGUGGGCUUUGGUCUCUGUGGUUGGUGGGGAUAAUUCCUCGUGUUCAGAAGCUGUGAGGGAACACGAAAACCUCAACACCGGAGGCAGAGCGGUGGCAAGACGAAACUUCACCACUCCUGAUGGAGUUCGCUUCUCCGUCACUGCUUACAGCGAAUGGAAAACUGGUUACCCCAUCAUGGGCUUCCAGGUGGAUGCUGAAGAUCAGGUGGUGCUAAACUUGCAGGAUGAGGUAAAGCAGACCUGGCAACCAGGUGAUAAAAUUGUAAUUGCUAGCACGGACUACUCCAUGCACCAGGCUGAAGAGUUUACCCUGUUGCCCUGCCCCCAUUGUACCAAGACACAAGUGAAAAUAAAAGGGAAGCCUCAAUACACCCAUGUUGGAGAGGUAAUCGAUGGAGUGGACAUGCGUGCUGAAGUCGCUCUGCUGUCCAGAAAUAUUCUAAUCUAUGGAGAAAUGGAAAACUCGUGCUAUGGAAAUUUUUGCCAGUACUUUAACUAUGACACUUUUGGGGGUCACAUCAAGGUGUUGCGUAACUUCUCGUCAGUACACCUGUCACACGUGGAGUUGAAGAACAUGGGUCAGCAACGGGAAAAAGGCCGCUACCCCGUCCACUUUCACAUGUGUGGUGAUGUCGACCAGAUGGGAGGAUACUCGGAGCCCACCUAUGUGGACGGACUGUCCAUACAUCACUCUUUCUCCCGAUGUUUGACAAUCCACACUACCAAUGGGCUCCUGGUGAAGAACACUGUUGGUUACGACACAUUGGGCCAUUGUUUUUUCAUGGAGGAUGGGAUAGAACAGCGAAACACUCUGUUUCACAACCUUGGCCUGUUGACUCGACCUGGGACUCUUCUGCCAACUGAUCGCAAUGAGACUGUUUGUGUCAGCAUGAAGGAGAACGUUUACAAGGGCUACACUCCCUCCCCAAGUACAGAGUGCAAGGCAGUCUCAACAUUCUGGAUUGCCAACCCCAACAACAACCUCAUCAGCAAUGCAGCUGCUGGCUCUCAGGAUGCUGGCAUAUUUUUUGUGUUCCACAGUUCUUCUACAGGAGACUCUCAUGGACUUGUACCAGAGACCAGGGCAGAGCUCACCCCUCUUGGAAUUUUUUACAACAACCGUGUGCACUCCAACUUUAAGGCAGGACUAUUCAUUGAUAAAGGUGUGAAGACCACCAAUGCAAGCGCUGCCGAUCCACGGGAAUACCUCUGCUUAGAGAACAGUGCCAGAUUCCGCCCUCAUCUGAAUGCCGACCCUAAUCAGCCCCGGGUGGCGGCCGUCAUCGACACUCUGAUCUCUUUUAAAAACAAUGACUUGGGGGCCUGGAUAAGAGGAGGAGACAUCAUCAUCCAGAACUCGGGCUUUGCUGACAAUGGAGUUGGUCUGUCUUUUGCCAGUGAUGGCAGCUACCCGAAAGAUGAAGGUUCAAGCCAGGAGGUGAAACAGUCCCUGUUUGUGGGUGAAAGUCGCAACCGAGGAAACAACGGGGGGCAAAAUAAAUACUGGGGACCAGGAGGGGUUGAUGGAAAAUUCAGAACACUGCCUAGAAACAGGACGUUUCCAAUCAGAGGUUUCCAGAUCUAUGAUGGCCCAUUGAGGGUAAUUCAGAGUACAUUUCGUGGAUUUAUGCAAACACCAGAGCGUUUUACCAGUGCUGUAGGAUUCAACUUAAAGAACACCUGGCAGCUCACUCCAAGAAACAACCUGUCUCAGCUCAGCUUCCACCCAGAUGUAAAACUCCAGGCAUUUUUUGGUCGUCCUGGACAGUGGUUUGAAGGGAAUGACCUAGACGGGGACAAGAACUCAAUUUUUCAUGACGUGGACGGGUCAGUGACUGGUUAUCCGGACACCUAUGCUGGUCGAGCAGACAAUUACCUCAUCCAACAUCCUGGUUGUGUGAAGCUUCUUCAGUGGAAUGCAGUGACCUGCAGCGGCCGUUACUCUCAGGUGUUUAUUCAGACACAGGGUGCUCCAAACCUCAUGAUAUCCAUCAGCAGAGACGAGUAUCCUGAUGCUCCUCUGGUACUGAGGGGGACUAACAGCCAGGGGGCGCUGUCUCAGCAGUACCAACCUGUACUAAUGAUGAGCAAGAGCUACACUCUGCACUGGAAUGGACCAGCACCAAGAGAAACAGUUCUUUCCCUCAUUAACUUUGAUAAAGAGGACUGGGUGUUGGUGGGACUCUGUUACCCAUCAGACACCACAUUCCAGAUCAUGUCUGACAUCUACAACAGGCAGUUGAACACAUUUGAAGACAUUACAGACUACGGCACUGUGUCAUCUCUCGCUCAACUGGAGGCGAGGCCGAUGGAAAGAAAGUAUUUCUUUGACCGCUCUGUUGGCUUGUUGUGGUUCUACCUUCAGGCUCGAUUUAAUCGUGAUGGUCACAGCUACUGUUCAACUAAAGGCUGUGAAAGAGUGAAAGUCAUGGCCACAACCACGUCCAAACAGACAUGUAAUUGCACAGCCAAGGCCUACCCCAAGUACUCAAAGACCCCCUCUGCAGUGGUGCCUAUGCCAACUCAAAACACUCUGCCAUGCAAAGACUGCGGUGCUAAACAACUUGUGUUUUCCAGUGAGCCAUGGACCUCUUACCUCAAGACUCAAGUGAAAUCCCUCGGCAUAAAACAGCUGGAGAACUCUAAUAACGUUUCAUUUAUUACUGUAAAUGAAAUUACCCUGCCUUUCUCUAAGCCUGGGUUCUUCGUUGUGUCAGUGGAUGCCUGUUCUGGAAAAGUCACCAAAAAGAAUUCAUUUGCAAGGAUGGAUUCCAAGAUGGAGCAGUUCCUAAAAACAGGGAUACCAAACCGGUCAAUCGUUCUUAUGGCAACACAAGGUCAGCCUGAAGGCUUGAGGGAUUUAGCACCUCAUCUAGUCUCCUUUGGUUUGGCCAAAGCCCCUGACCUGCUCAACAAAGAGAGUUUAGGGCUGUGGGGGUUCCAGGGGGAUUCUCCAUCCCCAUCAUGGGUUUCACUGCAAACUGGGGAGGGUGAGGAUGUCUUGGAGCUGCAGGAGCGCUACAUCCCCCUAAAUUUGGAGGUUUAUGGCUGUUUGCCCCCCACAGCUCAUUCACGCAAAGACUUGGAGCUUCUCAGAAAAUCCACAGGACUCCAAUAACCAAUGUGAACCGUACAACUUGCCUAAUCAAAACAGUCUUGCACACAAACACAAAAGCCAGCUGAUGAAUGUGAACUGCUGAACCUUUAAUUUAUUAACAGUGAGAAAGGUGAUUUGUCACUUUCACAUGGAAAGAAAGUGUGUUUUAAUGAGCAGGGUGAGUAUUUCUUUGACCUUGUUUGUGUUGCCUUAGGGCUUUUUUUUAGUCAAUGCACUUUUUUAGAGACUUGAGAAGUUGCCAUUUAGUCAAAGUUUUCAGACUCAUCUAUACAGUGUAUUAGCUUGCAGACCAAAAAAGCCAAAGUAACCCACAAGAGUUGCUUUUCACUAUCAAUGUUAAUUCUGCAGUAAAUGGUUACAGAAUACAUCAGAUUCACUGCCAAAGUAGAAACAAAAUGGAUUAGAUACACAGGGACCCAAGGUAAUUAUGAAAAUAAAUUGCAUUGUACCUGAAAGAUGGGUUUAAUUGGAAAUGAAAAUGAAACGGCCAUCAGAGAUUUAAUCUGCAAUACUAAGCCAAAAAAUGAACAUUUGGCAUCACAAUUCAGAGUCGGUGUGUUAGCUGUGCUGCUGAAUAAUAGGUCAAACCAAAUGGCAUCCAUAUUAAUGGAUGCUUAGUCAUAAAGACAAACUGUAUGCAGUAAAAUAAACCAAAUUAUUCUGAGAAAUAUUGAAUGAGUCCCAACUAAAUGCAGUUGGAAGACAAAGUGUGUGAACCCCUUAUAUCACUUUCUGCACAAACUGGGAACAAGGUGUGUUCUGUUCUAUAUCCCACAGUAGAAAAACAAAGUCUUACAUCCGUAACCACACAAGCAAAUUUCAUCAUUUGCAUUUAGCCUGCAUGUAAAAAUGUACUGCAGAAGGUGGAACAUGCAUGAGAACUUUUGGGUUUAACGACUGGCUGACUCUUUUGGCAGCAAUAACCUCAAGCAGACAUUUUCUCUUUUCUUCUGGAUCCGACCGGCGCAAUCGUCAGGAGAGGUUUUGGACUAUUCAUCUUUACAAAAUGUUUUCAGUGCAACAACAUCCUUUGGAUGUUGAGAGUGAAUCAUUCCCUUAAGGUCAUGCCCCAGCUACUCCACCUGGUUGAUGUCAGGACUCUAACUGGGCCACUUUCUUUUAGUGCAGACAUUCUGGUCAUUAUCCAUCACCCAUUGUUUUGCUGCAUUUUAGUUGGUAGGAAGGUGGCCUCAACUUUUCCUACAAAAUGUCCUGAUACACUUUGAAAUUCAUUUUUCCCUCGAUGAUGGCAAUCUGUUCAGGCCCUCAGGCAGUAAACAAACCUCAACCCAUGAUGCUCCCUCCUCCGUAUUUCAAAGGUGGAAUAAGGUUUUGAUGUUUGUGUGCUGUGCCUUUUCCCCCCUCCACAUAGUUCUAUUCAGUUCCUUCCACACAUCACAAAAAACAACACAACUUUGGUUUCAUAUGUCCGUGAAAUAUGUUGCCACUAUUCUUGUGGAAGAUUAAGGAGCUCUUUUCUUUUUGGACAGGAGACACUUCCUACUUAGUGUCCUUCCAUGAUUUUGUAAUGUUUCCAGCCUAAUACAAGACAUUUCUUGAUCUUUGGUGCUGUGACAGAAGAAUGGUUCACAUCAGGCAAUGCUUCUAGAGAGCAGCUACUCAAUAUUGACAUGUUGACAUGCAGGGUGGCUUUAACCAGAAACCCCUCCACAUUGAUUGAACUCCAGAUUGCUCAUUCUUGACUCCAUUUGGCUCUUGGAUCAGUCAUUUUCCAAGAGAUUCAGAACCUCCUCCUUGCGCUGUCAAUUUUGUCAUGUUUUACCAAAGAAAAAAAAAAUAUGACGACAAUAAACAUGUUUUUGUGGUUUAAAUUUAAACAAUACAGAAAUCAGAACAUUUCUUCUUUCCAGUUUAUGCAGAAAUCUAAACGGUUUAAAAGGAUUCACAUACUUUAAAAAAAGAUUAUUUUGUGUAUUUCUGCUUCUAAUAUAAGUAAAUCUUUAACUGGAAAACAUCCUCUGAUCAUCGCGCAGCUGUUCAACACCUAAUGCACCUUUUUUGGAUCCUUCUGUGGAUUCACUGGAUCUCAUGUUCAUAUUUAGCUGAUCCCUCUGACAGCUUCAUAGAAGCUGGUUACUUGUGCUGUAAAAAUGAUGGAUUUUCUUUGUACUUCCUCAAAAAAUUGAAUGUUCUUCCUGUUUGCCUUAUUUAUAUCGUUUAUUUGCAUUAUUUCCAAUACAGCAUCUUCUGAUGGAAUUACCUGAGACUGUCUGUUUCAAGUGUAACUAUGAACUGUGUAAUACUAAAGAUAGAUCUUGUACCUGCUGGGAUAGAUACAGCUUUACUUCGAGAAAAAGUGUUUAAAUGUGUAGAAAUGAGCAGGGCUCCCCCACUGAGAGUUGAUGCAUUUAGGACUGUGUUAGUAUAUGACUGAAGGAUGAGGGAGAAUGUUGGGAGUGUGAGAACUUUGUGGCCUUUUAAACCACUUCACUGUAAAACAAAAAACAAAAAAAAAGUCUGUUCAUUCUUGUCUUUCGCCUUUCAUUCAGUGACUCUUAAGAUGCACAACCUACGUUCAAUUUUAUUUUGAAUUUUGUUUUGUAAUGACCUUUUGUAAAUAGUUAUUUUAGACUGAUUAUAGACUUGUAUUAGAUGACUGGUAGGCCGUGUUAUGUGUGUUUUUGUUUGGUGUCAGUUAAGUAGCAAUUGGUUUCAAAAUUGACUAAUAAAAAAAAUCUUUGUGUUCAAA